CUAGAGUCGAGGGACUUUCAACCAUUCAAUCAUGAGAGCCUGCUGCGCAUAUUUUUCGAACUUUUGAAUGAAGUCCUUUGCAAUGAACAGAACAAGUACAAAACUUGUUAACGCAGGAAUGCGCUCUCACAUCUUCUUCUAGUCUCCUGACGGGAACGAUGUCGCUUUUACUUCGCUGAGGGUUCAACGAUAUGUCCGAGCCGGUCGUUAAGGCUCCUGGUAUCGUACCUCCGUUGUGGGAAGGAACGACGUCGGCUCAGCUCACCUCGCACCUUCCAAUAUAAGCUUUUCUCUGUUGUUUUGCAAGACUCAUUCUCAUGUUAUGGCUCGCGUCGCUGUUUUGCGGAUAUUUUCCUCCCCUUCCCAUCUUUUCUGCUCUCUUUCGUUGUCUUUCAUCGUAUUGCGAUCUUGGUUUCGAUUCUUCUAUCAGACAUCUCCAGUCUUUGGCAAACUCCUUUCUUGGAUCGCUUGGAUACCGUCUUUCGAAAUCAUGGAAAAUUUCAGAAGCCCUACUUCCAUCUCUAUCUCCAGAGUAGAAUCGGCGUCAUUGUCGUUCUUCGCUCCUCGACCUUUGCGCGUUAGAAAGGAUAUCAAUGCGCGAUCAAACAGUUUGGUGCCUGCACCUCUAAGAAUUGUGAAGGCUAAGCCUGUCGACCCAUCUAUCACUUGCGCUCGCGUUCGUGCAAUCUCUUCCACUUCCGGUUCCUCUAGUCAAGAUUGCCUGGAACUUCUCAGAAACCCCAUGGACUGUGGAUCCAACUCGUCAAACAUUCUAUCUACUCAGCACCAGAAGCAAAAAGCUCGCGAAACCAACGUCUGUCUUACUUCUCACCUAGAUGAACGGAUUGAUACUCAAAGCAAUUCCUACAAGGAUAGCUCAUUUGCAUCUCCAACGGAUCUCCCGCUUAUAGUCCGCAAGCAACGGCGUGACAUUCAAAACGUCAUAUCUCAACAGCGAAGAAGCCAACGCGACUUUAGCUCUGACGACUGCAAACGCGUCUUGCGGCUAAUCCCUAGCCAGCAUUUUCCUUCUUCUCGAAAGUCAUCUUAUGCCGUCCCUGAAUAUCCGCCAUUGCGCAUUUCAUCUACAACUUCAUACCAAAAUCCCGUUUCACCAGUUGAUAGCGAGGAAUUACUAGACAUAACCAACGCAAAACAUGAUCCUCCAUUGGCAAGAAGAUCGCAUGGCGCUGAAAGAAGUUGUUCUGAAUCCUCCACCAUUCAUCAUCCGCCAAAUAAAUGCUCCAUCCCUGCCGAAAAAAAAUAUCAUAGCCGGUGCCACUCUGAAGUACCUGCAUUUGCCAACCAUAGCUCUGAGAGAGCAGGAGAGUUACUAUCACCAUCUUCUCGAAUUGUCUCCCACGCGUUCGAUAGGAUUUCUUCAGCUCAGUCCCAAAUUGUUCGUUUUCAAAACGGUUUUGAGCCCAUGAGGGAGCACCGGCGGUCAAAAUCAGAGCCGGUUCCGACCAAAGGUGUGGUGGAGCCCAAGAAGUCACGCGCAGCCUCUUUACGAGGCUUCCUCUGCCGUUUAUUCGGUAGAGGCGCACGUGCAGCUUCGAGGGCGAGGAAACCACCCCCGGAACUGGCCACCGCCGGUGCUGCCAAGUCCUCCUGCUCCCAGCGGGGCGAUCGUAAGGUCACCUCGUUUGGGCAGCGGUUCCUCCUGCCGCCCCCGCCCCCUGCCGACCUCACCGCGGCCAACCCAGGGCCCACGAUCAGGGUCCCGAAACGGCGAUCGAACACGAUCGCUGUGACGGGCCCUGCGUCCCUUCCCGCCGCAGCCCCGAUCUCGGCGAGGACCCGAGCCGGCACGUUUCCGCAAGGAAGCAACGCUGGACUCUUGAGGGUCCAAGCUGAGUUCCGGGCUGAUGGCCGGGAGGAGGAGUUCGUGGAUGCCGCCCUGUGGUAUCUCGGACUGGCCGUCUUGGUCGUUCCAAUGCUCAGUUUCAUGUGAAACUGACAUUGGAUCGGCUAGGAGGAUGGUGGUCGGCGGGAGGUGUGGAGCGCGGCGACGGGGGAAGUGUCUGUCGGGUGUUGACCAUGCCACAAUGUCUGUCGUGAAAUAAGCUACCAGAUGGAAUCCUGCUUCUAGUAUAUAUAAUGCAGAAAU
This is a messenger RNA of Xylona heveae TC161, 2110 nucleotides long. RefSeq lists its product as hypothetical. The transcript has 5 exons. The record is from RefSeq and is a predicted model, not a curated record. Lineage: Eukaryota; Fungi; Ascomycota; Xylonomycetes; Xylonales; Xylonaceae. The coding region runs from base 323 to 1954 and encodes 543 amino acids.